Phragmites australis (common reed) is the source of this 2022-nucleotide messenger RNA. RefSeq names its product peptide-N4-(N-acetyl-beta-glucosaminyl)asparagine amidase A-like. The record is from RefSeq and is a predicted model, not a curated record. NCBI's taxonomy places the organism in Eukaryota, Viridiplantae, Streptophyta, Magnoliopsida, Poales, Poaceae. The coding region runs from base 113 to 1873 and encodes 586 amino acids. Gene Ontology annotation, cellular component: vacuole. The transcript has a single exon.
CCAGGGGUCGUCAUGUUCACACGGGCGGCUGUACUCUAGGAGGCGUGCAACGUUUAAGUUCCGCCCGAAGAAGCACGCCAAGCACAAGCACACUCUCCUUCCACUCUCAACCAUGACCGACCUCUGCGUGCUCUUCUUCCUCCUCAUCACUUCCCUCCCGAUCUCCAUUGCUUCACCUCCUCACAAGCUCCGUCUCUCCGCUUCAGACGUAGCCACGCUCGAAGCGGCUGCGCCACCACGGCCGGAUCAGCCGACCACCGUCUUCGAGGUAGACCGGCCGCACCGGCCACCGCCGGGCAGCUUCGGCCCGUGUUCCACGCUCCUCCUCUCACACUCCUUCGCGUUCACCUACACCAAGCCUCCGGUCACAGCCGCCUACUCCCCGCCCCCUUGCCUGGCCGCCGCGGGCGGACGCGCCUCGGUGAUCUCCCUUGCCGUUCUUGAGUGGCGCGCCACGUGCCGGGGCGUCCAGUACGACCGCAUCUUCGGAGUCUGGCUCGGCGGAGCCGAGCUCCUCCGCAGCUGCACCGCCGAGCCGCGGCUGGACGGCGUCAUCUGGUCCGUCUCCAAGGACAUCACCAAGUACUCGUCGCUCCUCACUGCCCGCAACUCCACCCUCGCCGUGUACCUCGGCAACAUCGUCAACGACCAGUACACCGGCGUCUACCACGCCAACCUUACCUUGCACCUUUACUUCCACCACCCGCCGCCGCCGCAGCCCGGGUUGGGGCCCGCCGACGUCGUCGUUCCUAUCUCGCAGAGCCUGCCGUUGAACGACGGGCUGUGGUUCCAAAUCAAUAACGACUUGGACGUAGGGUCAGCGAGCCUCGCCGUCCCGACCAACACUUACCGUGCCGUUCUUGAGGUGUACCUCUCCUACCACUCCGACGAUGAGUUCUGGUACACGAACACACCCGAUCCGUUCCGCGAGGUCACCGUUCAGAUCGACGGGGACCUCGUCGGCGCCGUGUGGCCGUUCCCCGUGGUCUACACCGGCGGCAUCCACCCGCUCCUCUGGCAGCCGAUCACUGGCAUCGGCUCGUUCAACCUCCCGUCCUACGACAUCGAGGUUACGGCUUUCUUGGACAAGCUGUUGGACGGCAAGGAGCACGAGUUCCAGUUCGCGGUGACCAAUGCCCAGGACGUGUGGUUCGUCGAUGCCAACCUCCACCUCUGGCUGGACCCCAGGAGCACGGCGACGGCGGCGAGCAUCACCAGCUACGAUGCCCCGCCGCUGGACAAGAACAUCGCAUUCCGGCCCGAGGGCCCCGGCAACGCGUUGUACUACACGACGGCGUUCCGGCACAUCUCCGCCUCGGGGUGGGUGCAGACAUCGUCGUACGGCAAGAUCACAGCGACGUCGAAGCAGAGGCUGAGCUACGAGAACACGAACGUGAUCCAGGGCAACGGUGGCCCGAUGGUCAACCAGACCACCGACGCGUACUCCGGCGUCCACGUCACCGACCACGCCGGUGUGCUGUACUCGCAGGAGGCGCAGCAGAGCUUCGCGCUCUACAUGUUCGUGGGUGUGGUGAACCAGACCUCCAACAGCUCGUACACCCUGGCGAGGAACGUGCAGCUAGGGUUCGGCGAGGAGAGAGUCGCUGCCGGCCGGGCGGGGUUCUGGUCCCGAUCGCUGAGCAACGCGCAGGACUGCGCCAUGGACGUGGACGUGGAGGACGGGGACGGCGUCGGGGUGUCGUUGGGCACGCACCAGACGUAUAGGUACGAGGCCACCGACGCCUGCUACUUCCGGAACUUGACCAGUCGUGGAUACGCCGUGACAUCCGACCACUCCGAUGAGGCCUGCGUCAAGGGGUCGCCUGCCGGCGGCGUUGCGCAGUUGGCGGCGGCUCAGCUCGUGAGAAGCUGAUCCUUCAGCAAUGGACCAAUCAACUGCGAAUUUCUGGUGCUUCCUUUUCUAUUGACCGAAAGAGCGAGCCCCGAGAUCCCUACAUACGUGUGUUAAUUUACUAAGCGGUGAGCAUAAGAUGUAUCAUUUGCAGUGAAGAGAGACACCAU